Molecule: messenger RNA, 744 nt
Organism: Anoplophora glabripennis (Asian longhorned beetle)
Lineage: Eukaryota; Metazoa; Arthropoda; Insecta; Coleoptera; Cerambycidae
Exons: 1
Coding region: 1-744 (247 amino acids)
Source: RefSeq, a predicted model, not a curated record
AUGGAGGCGGAGGGUGAAAUGGAUUUAACUGACGAUGAGAACAAAGUGAGACGACAUAUCAACAAGCAAGUCAGAAAACCAGCACGGGGCAGAACUAGGUUCGACGUGCUCGCUAUCCCACAAAAAAGGAAUAUAUUGGGCACUUACCAAGGCCACGCCUAUCAUUUUCCCAAGGAGAAAGUUAAAAAGUUAAAGUGUAAACUGCAGGAAAUGUUCGCCAUGACUCCCGAAGAAACAGAGAAAUACUUCGAGCAGAUGAGGAACGAAGCGAAUGAAAUCGCAAAGAAAAAAAUGACAAAGAUCAUGUUGAAGAAGUUAUAUCAAAAGCAAGAACGCGCAAAACAGGAACAGAGGGCGUAUAAAUGCAUUGCGAAAUUAUUGAAGCAGAGAAUGAUGUCCGGAUUUGCUAAUCCGACAUCACCUUUGAUUUCCGUAAGGAUGAGAAAUCUUUCUGAUAUCAUUUUGGAACAGAUUUGUGACCUGCGCAAUAUAGACAUUCCUGACAGAGAGAAUCCUAACCAGUGCGGAUUAUUCCUGAUAGCUUUAGCCGAUUGGUCGUCCAUUGCAAUAGAGCAAGUUUACUACACCGUCCAGUUGAAGAAGAAUAAGGAGUUGGCAGAAAUUGAGGAACAGGAGGCUCUUAAACCUAAAGAAAAGAAGAAAGAAGAGAAAGAAGAGAAGGAGAAACGUGAUGUUAUAUAUGGAGGAGAAGAGCUUGACUUAUUGGAAGAGAAUUUUGAAUAA